Molecule: messenger RNA, 2406 nt
Organism: Ogataea philodendri
Lineage: Eukaryota; Fungi; Ascomycota; Pichiomycetes; Pichiales; Pichiaceae
Exons: 1
Coding region: 1-2406 (801 amino acids)
Source: RefSeq, a predicted model, not a curated record
AUGUUUCAAGGACUUGAAGUGAUGGACGCCGAAAGGCGAUCGAAAGUCCAGAAAUACUACCAUUUCAUUCAAUCCUCUGUCAAGCGGCUACAGUUUGUCACAGAGGAGACAGAGGGCCAGGAAAUCAAGGAAAUAAUUAGCGAACUGCUAUUAGUUGUGCCUAAAUAUGGCAUCAAUUUGGACCAGUUCAAUAUUCUGCUCGACAUUGUGCUGGAUACUACAAACUCAAAGAGAUUCACAAAUGCCACAAAGUCGCGUAUGGUGAAAUUGUGGGCCUGCUACGACUUAUUUGAUUUUGACAUCUUCUUGAAAAUCAUUGGAUCAUUUAGACUAUCUACAUUCUCGAACGAGGGAAAAACACUACAUCAAAAAGUCCAGUCAAGCUUGAGUAAAUGGCUCGUGUCCAAUUUCGCAAACUUUGAACUGGAUAAGAAUUAUCUUCGUGUGCUUCCAUUCUUGUUCAACAUGCUUCCAAUCGGUUACAUCAGAGCUGAUAUUUGCACAAUAAUAACUUACCUAUUGCAGAAGAGCUCUGAGAUUGACGAACACUACAACUUCAAAUACUUUUUGAACAUAUCAAAGCUCGGGUUCCUGGUGGAUCUCUAUCACAAAGACAAAGAUGUUAUCUCUUUGGUUCUUGUAAUCCAUAGCUACUUGGAAGCAGAUGACAACCUGCCUGCGUUUGACACGUAUCGAUACAAACUCUCUGAAAUCAUUGAGAAUGAAAAGGUGACAAAGCAUCCGUUCAGAUACGACAUCAAAGCCUUCACUUCGCUGCUCGAAUUAAAGACACAACAUUUCCAAUUCAUACUGGGAGCUACGUCUCUCGCGCAACUUUUACAAAGGGACCAGUUCCACACAUACUACUCGAAUAUGCAAAGUCUGGGUCAGAUGAUCGAUUUCCUCAACGAUCAGUACGCUAAUUCUGGUUCGGGUAGUCGCCAUAAACGGAGGAAACUCGACGAUAUCACUUUCGAUUACAGUACCAUAGAUAUCUUGGGGCCAGGAGCGAAAACUACAUGUUAUACGAUUGAAACAUACGUCAAGAAUCUGGAUACUGUCAGAAUCCCACAGCAGAUUGGUGUCCUGUUGUACCAGCUGGAUGAGUUCUCCAACCACAAGGAGCAAUCGCAGUUGGCUGCAUUUGCAACUCCAAAUCAGCAUCCAGGGUUUGGCACAAAGAUUCCGUUAUACAAUGCUCUGCUUCAAGUGGAUAAUCGCCAGCUCAAUAGUUGGAUCGAGCUGAUCUUGAAAGAUGACGAACAAACAUUGAAGUCGGAGUACGAGCCGAUGUUCAACGGACUGUUGCAACUGUGCCGGCACUCGCUGACGCUCAUAUCUGUUAUUGAGCGUCUCAUCACUAAAGAUCUAACUCUCAGCAAUGACAAUCUCGAGAUUGUUAAGUUUUAUGAAUUUUUCAGUUACUUGAACUACCAUCCAUGGUCCGAAUUCAAGCAGACCUACGAGCGGAUCGGAGUUCUAUUCAGGGACCCCGAAGCAUUUUCCCGUGUUGUUGAAUCGCUCGGUAACCUGAUCGAUAACUGGCAACUGAAACUUAUUGAUGCGGAAGAUUACGAGUUUUGGAAAACAGUCAACAAUCUAUUGGAGAAUAUCAUAUGGGACUUUUCGAGACUAUACUGUGGACAGCCAGAGUCUCACUUGGAAUGCAAGCUUGCUUUUGUGCAAUUCCUAAGCUUGAUGUACCGAAUUGAGCACAGGCACUUGAAGCUUUCGGUUUUGGUGCUUCCUCCAGCGGUACUGUACGACCUUUAUUUCUCGACAAACGCUAUUCUCGUUGACGCUAUGUGCUAUCAUGUCACAUUCUGCAAGACCUACUACGCUAAUUAUCUAUCUACCCAGCCUGACCAUGGGCCAAUCAAUUCGGAUCUGUCACACACAACAUUGAGCAUGCUCAAAAAUCUGCACAAUUCUUAUGUGAUGGACUUGUGCAACAUCCUAUGGAGAGACAAGGCGUUUGAUAAGAACGAGAAAUCGACUGCCAAGGGGUUCAUGCUCCCUACAGAAUUUUCGACCAAGCUACUCAAACAGCGGUACCACAACUAUGACUCAAGUAUGAGUCAGUCUGAAGACUACGAUUUUGACGCGAUGAAACGGGAUUUCAACGUAUUCUAUGCACCUGCAUACGCCUCAUUGAUUACCAAUAUUAUACGCCGGCUCGAAGACAAGGCAGGAACCGAGGUCCGUUUAGCCGGCCCCUUGAACGAGACAGAGUUUGGCAGACUCAUCAAUGGCACCGGCAGAUGGUUUGACCCAGAACUGGAAUACGACUACCUAAGACUAGAUAUUCUUGAUGAACUGGCUGUUGAUGGAUUGGGUGGGUUGCGCAGCUUACUUCACAGCUCCUUAAAAAGUCUUGCGAUCAAACUUGCGGAGAGAGCCAGAUAA